Struthio camelus australis is the source of this 2338-nucleotide messenger RNA. Lineage: Eukaryota; Metazoa; Chordata; Aves; Struthioniformes; Struthionidae. The record is from RefSeq and is a predicted model, not a curated record.
AGGAGUGUCUGUAAGGUAUCUGGUAACCAUCUGGGGUCCCUCUGCUUUUACAGGUGCCAGUAUCGGCUAUAACUGUCAGCUUUCCUAUGGUAUAAUGGAUGACUGGGACAACAGCGAUGAAUUUAUCCAGAGACUGGACUUCUCCAGUUGCGGAGAAGAAAGCGAAGACAGAAGCAUCCAAGAAGAGGACACCCUGAGCUCGAGCCCUCUGAAGAGCUGCGAGUUCCAGAAGUGGCGUGGGAGCAGUCCUCUCCCAGUAACCCCUCAGAGGAAACUCAGUGAGAUUUUUCUCAGCAGGACUAAAGCUUGGGUGAGUCCUGCCCUGAAGUCUUCACCGUCUGUGACCAAGAGCCAUUGUAAUGCUGAGACACCACUGCACAUCACCUGGAAAAAGCUGCAGCUCUGUGACACCCCACACACUCCCAAGAGUCUUCUAUCAAAGACAGCUUUUCCUUCGUCUGGGACAAAGAUCCCACCCAAAGGCUUUCGACAUUUGAGAUUUACUCCUGGUGCUGACUCAGAUGAUUCUACCCAAGCUUCUCUUGUCAACAUUAACCCCUUUACACCAGAGUCGUACCGACAAAUGCUCUUUCUUCCUAAUGGCAAGCGGAAGGCCAGAGGAGAGCAGAGGGAACCUGAUCCAAGAAGCCAACUAAAACAGGAGCUACCUACCAAGAGAUAUCCUCUGAAAGAGAGCAAUAUGGUUUCCCGCUACAAGAAGGAGUUCCUGGAAUUGGAAAAAAUUGGUGUAGGGGAAUUUGGCUCUGUCUACAAGUGCAUCAAACGCCUUGAUGGAUGCGUUUAUGCCAUCAAACGCUCCAAGAGGCCUCUGGCAGGAUCCUCGGAUGAGCAGCUGGCCCUGCGUGAGGUUUACGCUCACGCUGUCCUUGGACAUCACCCCCAUGUCGUGCGCUACUACUCAGCGUGGGCAGAGGAUGAUCACAUGAUUAUCCAAAAUGAACACUGCAAUGGUGGGAGUCUCCAAGAUGUGCUGCUGGAAAACGCAAAGCUUGGACAGUAUUUCCCAGAAGCAGAGCUGAAAGAAAUCUUGUUACAAGUCUCCAUGGGAUUAAAAUAUAUCCACAACUCUGGCCUUGUGCACCUGGAUAUCAAACCGAGUAAUAUCUUCAUUUGUCACAAACUGGCAGUUGAGGGCCCUGCUGGGCAGGAAGAGAGUGACAGUGAAGAUGAAUUCUCUUCUAGUGUGGUGUAUAAGAUUGGUGACCUUGGCCAUGUGACAUCAAUAACAAAUCCCCAAGUCGAGGAAGGAGACAGCCGGUUUUUGGCCAAUGAGAUUUUACAAGAGCAAUACUGCUAUUUGCCAAAGGCAGACAUCUUUGCCCUGGCACUCACAAUAGCCCUAGCAGCAGGCACAGGACCACUGCCUCACAACGGUGCCAUGUGGCACCACAUCCGCAAGGGCAAUAUCCCACCGAUCCCUCAGAAGCUCCCCCACAGCUUUCUUGAACUUUUGAAGCUCAUGAUCCAUCCCGACCCAGUGGCAAGACCUUCUGCCACAGCUCUUACUAAACACCCUGUUCUCCGUCCCUCGCUUGGAAAAGCUGUGCAGCUCCAGAAGCAGCUAAAUGUGGAGAAGUGUAAAACUGCCAUGUUGGAAAGGGAACUUAAAGCAGCCCGUCUUGCCCAGACCCUCAUGAAGGACCAGUCCUUACGAUGUGCCAAGCUGCAAGAGUGCGAAACAUCUUCCAAACAGAACAGCAAGCGCCUGGUGGGAGGGAAGAGCUGUCGCUCGUUUAGCUUUACGUUGGGUUACUUCUUCCAGGUGCUUCGUCAGUUUGUAAGACAUGAGUCUGAUACAGUUAGCUCAUUGGUACUUGAAAGAUCCAUGAAUCGUGUUCAGUUACUUGGUCGGGUUGGACAGGACCCCGUCAUGAGGCAAGUGGAUGGAAAAAAUCCUGUUACCAUUUUUUCUCUUGCAACCAAUGAGAUGUGGCGAACAGGGGAAAGUGAGGUAACCCAGGGAGGUGAUAUCAGUCAGAAGACCACGUGGCACAGGAUCUCUGUCUUUAGGCCGGGCCUCAGGGAUGUUACGUAUCAGUAUGUGAAGAAGGGUGCUCGGCUCUACGUCGAAGGGAAGAUAGACUAUGGUGAAUAUACAGAUAAAAACAAUGUGAGACGGCAGGCCACAACAAUUAUAGCAGAUAACGUAAUUUUUCUGACUGAUAGUAUCAAGGAAAAGGCAUGAGGUUGCUAGCGCUUGGACCCAGCCCAUUUCAUUCCUUUCAUUUUACAGUGUUUCACAAUUCUGUAAUCAUGUAUGUUGCUGUAGUUUCUUUAAAAAAGUAAAUAAAAUGUUUGAUACCCAUAGGGAAUGUGU